This is a messenger RNA of Rhipicephalus sanguineus (brown dog tick), 3541 nucleotides long. RefSeq names its product nuclear receptor-binding protein (gene Madm). Lineage: Eukaryota; Metazoa; Arthropoda; Arachnida; Ixodida; Ixodidae. The record is from RefSeq and is a predicted model, not a curated record. Gene Ontology annotation, cellular component: endomembrane system; cytoplasm. Gene Ontology annotation, molecular function: protein serine/threonine kinase activity; ATP binding. The coding region runs from base 179 to 1723 and encodes 514 amino acids. The transcript is spliced from 13 exons. Gene Ontology annotation, biological process: intracellular signal transduction; protein phosphorylation; endoplasmic reticulum to Golgi vesicle-mediated transport.
GAAGUGUAUUUAAUGGCGUGCGGUUGUGCUGUACGCUAGUUGAGUGCUCAAGCUGUAUUGUUGGUGUUCGCGGCCUUUGAUAGUGUUUUAGCGCCGUGAUAGGGUUCGAGGUUGUAAAGGAUUCUCGUUUCGAUGUGUGCCGCAUGAUCGAGCUUUCACGAAGCCUUCCACCGCGACUAUGGGUGACGCGAAAGACUGCAAGAUUCCUCAGGAAUCCAACGAACAGCGUGGAAGCGGCGACGAUUCAGAAGACGAAAGCGAGGUCCUUGAAGAAAGUCCUUGUGGCCGAUGGCUCAAGCGCAGGGAAGAGGUCCAGCAGAGAGACAUUCCAGGUAUAGACGCUGCGUACCUUGCGAUGGACACCGAGGAGGGUGUCGAGGUUGUCUGGAAUGAAGUCAAGUUCUCGGAGAGGAAAAAUUUCAAAGCCAAAGAGCAGGAGAAAAUACGCGAGGUCUUUGACAGCUUGGCUCAGCUCGAGCAUCCAAACAUAGUCAAGAUUCACAAGUACUGGAUGGACAAGGACUCGGAAAAGCCCCGAGUCAUUUUCAUCACCGAGUACAUGUCCAGCGGGUCACUGAAGCAGUUCCUGAAGAAAACUAAGCGCAAUGUCAUCAAGCUCCCCCUGCAGGCCUGGAAGAGAUGGUGCAACCAGAUUCUCUCGGCACUAAGUUACCUCCACUCAUGUCUGCCACCCAUCCUGCACGGGAACAUGACAUGCGACACCAUUUUCAUCCAGCACAAUGGCCUCGUCAAGAUCGGAUCGGUGGCACCUGAUGCAAUCAAUCACCACGUGAAAACUUUUCGGGAAAACAUCAAGAACGUUCAUUUUGUGGCUCCCGAAUAUGGAAGUAAGUCGACUGCGUCUGUCGUUACGCCCGCCGCUGACAUAUACUCGUUUGGGAUGUGUGCUCUCGAGAUGGCGGCGCUGGAGAUUCCUGGAAAUGGCGAUUCUGGCACACAAAUCACCGAAGAAGUCGUCAACAAGACAAUCGAGUCCUUGGAAAACAUUCAGCAAAAGGACUUCAUCCGCAAGUGCCUGCGAAAAAAUCCGCUGGAGAGGCCCACUGCCAGGGAGCUUCUUUUUCAUCCAGUCAUCUUUGAGGUUCAUUCCCUGCAAGUCCUGGCAGCGCAUGUCAUCAUCAAAAGUGCCUCUUAUCACCCAGACCAACUGACGGAUGAGGCCGUGCUUUUGAGGUACAGCCAGGCGGACAUCAUUGCCGAGAUUACGCACCGGGACGGCAGGGUUGGCGUGCAGCUGCGCAAGAAUGAGGUGCCCAAGCUGGAGUUGGAGAAGCUGCUCGAAGAUGUCAGAAAUGGCAUCUAUCCCUUGACAGCAUUUGUCAUGUCCCAUCAGCCAGUUGUGAGACCCCGAGCGUCGUCACCCGAAGUGUCAGAGUCUGUCCAGUCGGCAUCGCCGGAACCGUUCGAUGCCGAGACGCGACGCAUCAUAAACAUGAUGUGCAACAUCAAGCAGCAGGACGAAUCUCAAAACUUUGUCAUGACACUGUUGCUGCGUAUGGACGACAAAAUGAAUCGUCAGUUGACUUGCGAGCUCAGCAUAAAGGACACACCCUCAGUGCUGGCCACAGAGCUCGUUCACUAUGGCUUUAUCAACAAGGACGACAGGAACAUGGUGGAGGUCCUGAUCCAAGACACGCUAAGCCGGAGUCACAUUCCAGGCAUCUCCAAUCAAGCGGCUCCCAUAUCCAUCGGUGCCGCGUGACCUCCCAGCCCUCAGAGGCCAUCCGCUUUAGUCACGGUGCCGCCUCUUUAGAAGGGACUCUGAGAAAGACUGGGCUCCCAUUGUCUGUGCCUGUGUGAGAGGUGUGCGUGUGGGACGAACUGCUAGUUGCUCUUUCUAGCGUGUGUGAACAGGCCCUUCGUGUAGCGACUGCAAUCUCGACCGCCACUCUAGUUGCCUUGCGAAGAGGGAUGAUUUUUCAAGGUCUUAGUCAGUAGAUGUCCAAUGGCUCCGCCUUCCCAAUUUUCUUUUUCCUUUUUUUUAAUGGGCUCCGGAAGGAGCAAGCCGGGGCCAAGCACGCGCAUACUGUACAGGAGUUUUAUAUCCAAGAGUGGAGGCCGGGAGGGUGGGGAGGGAGGCAUUGGAGCUGAAAAGAGAGGUGUGGGGUAUGCUUGUGAAGUUGCCGAACUUUGUAUUAUGCUAGAGGUUUUCUUACACAGUUUGUGUAAGCCAUCCUUUGUGGUUAUAGCACUGUUCUAGCAUGCCACUUUGUCACCAGGUGAGCUUUGUUGGCAUGAGCAAUGGCUGCUGAAACGAGCUUGCAUGACGUAUGGUAAGGCCACCGUAAACGGCUUAAGUGAGCUCUUUGCAGGCCCACUGUGCCGCAAUUCUAAUGCAGCGCACUUGUUUGCGGCCUUCUUCACAUUAUAUGCAACGUAAUUGACACACGAAGCAAUUCGGAAAAGGACGCGUCAAGGUUCCCUGCGAAGGAACAUUGGAAUACUGUUUGUGACCUUUCGUUUUUCUCGUCUCUUGCUUACAUUUCUGCUAAGGAUGCCAAGCACUGCACCGACACUACAAUCUCAAAUUGGUCAACAGACCGCGUUUCCCCUUUUCCCUACCAACAACCCCUCUCCCCAGUUCCGUACAAAGGUUGUCGUGAUACCCGAAAAAAAGCUAUUGCUGUUUCGCAUGACAGCCCGAAGAAUAGCACAAGUGAUGGAAAGCUGAGUGUGCAUUCCAGCUUCCUUUUUACAAUGCUGUUUGUACGAAAAGUAAAAGAAGGCGUUGCAAAACAUUGUUUUUUUCUCUGCCCCAUGCUUGCGUAAGUCGUAGACGUACCACUUCUUUAGUGACAGUAAGCCUGCAACUCGUCACAUGGUGCACUUUAGGUUGCCAAGGUCAAUCGUGGUCAAACGCUCCCCUGUGACACCAGUUUAAGCCCUAUUUGUUAAUGGUUUGCUUUCAUUAUGGAGAGAGGUGGUAAUGAUUACUCCAGAAAUUGGGUACCGACCUCAUUACCCUUAUUCUACGAAGUCGCAUCUGACACGAAGAUGGCUUCGUUAUAUCCGAAAAUUCAUUAUAAACGAAAAUUUUGGACACUGCUAUAAUGGCAAGGCUAUACACCGUAUACUUCGUUAUAACCGGUAAUUAUAUCUGUAUUCGUUAUAUCGAAGUUUGACUGUAUAGGCACCGUGAUCUACUAGCAACCAUAUUUAUGGAUUGUUGACUGCGUUGCAGUAUCUCUAAUGUAAUGAUAUUUCUCCCCAGGUAUUCUGACAGUGUGUGUAGCUUGGAGCAAGAUUUUCUUGGCAAAAGAGCUGUUGAAAGCUGCUCACUCGCAUCACUGUUCGGAGCAUAUUCUGCUAUAAGUAUGCAUUACUCUAAGUUUGGCAUUUUCCAGUGAUGCUUUUAUCGGCCAGGAUCAAAGAGUAUGAGCUGGUUACCAGACCAGAGUUUUUGCUUUUUUUAAACAGAUAUACAUGACUGGAGGAUGGGGAUUUUUCUUUCCUUUCUGUGGAUUAGAACUUGACCGCCGCUUGUCAUUGCAAAUAAAAGUUGAUGCCUUCACAUUUUGUA